Messenger RNA from Paramuricea clavata, 1317 nucleotides. The record is from the annotation of a GenBank genome assembly. Lineage: Eukaryota; Metazoa; Cnidaria; Anthozoa; Malacalcyonacea; Plexauridae.
AUGCAAAAUAAAGACGACUUUGAUGAGUCCAAUACCACGGAGGAAAGACGAAAUGGUCAAAGAGAACACGGAGAUAUCGAAAAUCGUUAUCAGUUUGAGGAAAACAACGAUAAACCUUGCGAUCAAAUUGCAGUGAACCGGAGCAAAGACGACACUCCAUGCAAGACGAACCAACAUGACACAGUACUGAAACGUUUUAAAAAGAAAAUAUUGCGAAAAAGCAGGAGAAAUACAAGUGAAGAAGCUAGUAAAAUGGCUUCUAGACAAGAUAAUUCGAACGGUAGGCCUGAAAGCUUCGAGGAAGACGACUAUUUCGAAGGACAUAUAUACGAAGUUCCUUUUGCUAAUUCUAGUGCUCAAAACGUCAGCGGGGAAGCUACAAAUAUGGCAAACAAUCGGUUUGAGAACGGUGAACAUAGUAAAAAUCAUGGCCGUAUGUCGUUGAGAAACAGCUGGCAUAGUGAAGCGAAUGGAAGAGGGGAUAUUGGGUCACAAAAUGGUUCCGUUAAGUUUUGUGGGGGCGGUAAUGAUAGAAAUCUAGAAAAUACUAAUGGUUCAGUAAAUAGCAGGAAAGAGCGUUUCCAACAUGGCAAAUCUAUGUCCCUCCCUGCACCUUCACGGGGGUACGUCCCCUUACCUGGCCUAGCUGGGUGUAACCCUAGGUUACCAAGCGAUACGUCUAGCGAGGAUUCCAGCAACGAGGAGUGGGUACAACCGCCAUCGGGGGCAAAACCUGAUGUGAGAAGUUUGCGAUCACAGUCGUUGCCAUCACCAUCAAAGUUAAACCUCAAUUAUCAAUUUCUAAACGGACUUAACGACUUAUGUAAGUGCGGUUGGUACUGGGGUCCGUUAAGCAGUAAGGAGGCAGAAGUGAAGCUUCAUGGGAAACCCGAUGGUGCAUUCCUCGUUAGGGACAGUAACGAUAAUCGUUACCUCCUCAGCCUAAGUUUCCGUUCGGCACAAAAAACAUUGCAUACUAGAAUUGAAUUUUGCAAAGGGAAGUUUAGUUUUUACUCUGCACCAUUCAUCAGCGCUGGAAGUUUUUCAUCUGUCGUGGAACUGAUAGACAACUGUGUGGAAACAUCGAAAGAGCGUGUUUACUGUUAUACCAAAGGACGUGCUCUCAAUGGUGCAACAUUCCCAGUACGGCUUACGAAACCAAUUUCUCGGUUCGAGUACGUUUGUACAUUGCAGCAUCUUUGUCGUUUCAUUAUCCGUCAGCAUUUUACAUUGGAGAACAUUAGUGAUAUGCCUUUGCCCGGCAUAAUGAAAAGAUUCCUUGGGAAAAACCAUUUUGAUGCGAAACCGAGUGAAUAA